AUGGUGGUCUCCAGUACAAAUCCCCACAACAAGGAGAUAGCCAUCAGGAGGAGGAUUUCUAGCAUAUUUAAUAAACGUGAAGACGAUUUCUCAUCUCUGAGAGAAUAUAAUGAUUACUUGGAGGAAGUAGAGGACAUGACAUUUAACUUGAUUGAUGGAAUAGAUGUUUCGGCUAUUGAAGAAAAAAUUGCUAAAUACCAGGAAGAAAAUGCAGAACAAAUAAUGAUUAAUCGAGCUCGGAAGGCUGAAGAGUUGGCUGCAGCUCUGGCAGCAAGUAAGGGACAACCUGCACUAACUGAUAAUGAUGGGGCCACAAACCCAAAUUCUCAAGCAGGAUUUGGUGCUGUUCCUCAGGGACAGUAUGCACCUACAUUUGGAGGACAGCCAAGACCCACAGGUAUGGCUCCACAGCCUUUACCACUUGGAGGGGGUGACAUGCUGGGCUUUGCAGGUGAUGAUAAGGAAUCAAAGAGGCUACGAGAGGAGAGAGAAGCGAGGGCUGGGGGAUGGAGUACAGAAAUUAGUAGGAAAAGGGCACAUGAAGAAGCCUUUGGAAGCCUGUGGGUUUGCUGA
Molecule: messenger RNA, 573 nt
Organism: Sphenostylis stenocarpa
Lineage: Eukaryota; Viridiplantae; Streptophyta; Magnoliopsida; Fabales; Fabaceae
Source: the annotation of a GenBank genome assembly